AAGGACUUUAUGAGCUGAAUCUCAACAACUCCCAGGCAGAAUGUGAGCAUUGGCUUGUGCUGCACACUGGUAUUGGUGUGUGAAUCAGGAUCUAUGUGUGAGUUAGUGAAGUGCAAUGCUAUUCCUUAGCAGUGGGACCGUGGACGCGACCCCAAGGAGCACAACUUUUGGCCAGCAGCAGCAGCAGCAGCAGCAGCAGCAGCAGCAGCAGCAGCAGCAGCAGCAGCAGCAGCAGCAGCAGCAGCAGCAGGGGAAAACCAUUUACCACAUCUCUGUAAUCCUGAAUGAAACACAAGGAGAUGUGCCGGUGCCAGAGCUGGGAAUGGGCCGGGUCACUCACACCCUGGUGGAGCAUUGCCAGCCAGGAGGAGCCCUAAUUAGCAUUGUGCCAAUGGAGAAAAGCCCCAGGCUGGGCAGGGCACGACAGGAGUUCGACAGGUGGCCCUCCCUGAGCCGUACAGGUAGAGUUCGGAGGCAAAGAGAGGAGGCAGUUUUAGAGGAGAAUGAGGAGGAGUUAGAGGAGGUGGAGGGAAAAAUGAGGACAGACAGGUUUUUGAAACAGCCCUCCAAAAACUCAGGUAACUCCUCACAGCAAGACAGAGACGUGGCAGAGUUACUUGCUCAGACAGACACCCAGGAGCAACGCAUUCAAAGCUCAGUGUUACACUCUGUCUCUGCCCACGCUAAGGGGUUCGACUUUGGGGAACAUGGCACUGUCGCCGGACACAGCUCUCUGCCCCGGGCUGUGCUGCGAAGGCCACGUCAGGAUGAAGCUCGGUUGGGUAGGAGAACACUGAGCAUGUAUGGCGAUUCUAUCAAGCAGCAAGGAGAUUCUCAACCUGAUCAAGAAAGACGGCUGCGGAGGCCCCGGAGUGUGUGCAUGCUGGCAGGCCCAGGUCCAGUUCUGUCGGAGUCCCGGACCCAGCACCCCGUCAAGAGUGCAGUCAUUUUGGAAAAUGACCUGCAGUACAGGAACAGGAAGGCUGAGCUGAGGGCUGUGGAUGGCCUCAAUUCUGUCUUGGCUCAGCGGCCUUCGGUCCCCGCAGAGGUGACCCCCAGGUUCCGCCAGAGGAACUUGAAGCCCAGGCCUGUCAGUAUGACAGUACUGGAGCUGAGAAAGAGGGGCUCUGAUGAUGAGAUAGACAGCCAGAGGAGCUGCAACCACACAGGCGGCGAUGGAGGAAGCUUCCUCAAAGGGGGCUUUCGUUGGAGGCUUUUUGGUAAAGAUAAGAGCAAGGAGAGUGAUAAAGAAUCAAAAUCUUCACCCAAAAGCAAAUCUGAUGCUCCAAAAAGUACGCUCAGCUCCCUAAGACGGAGCUUCAGUAUGAGAAUCAGGAGGACUCGUCCCCGGGACAAAGUUAGUUUAAGUUCAGAAACGGAGUCAAAGGAGCGCUCGCGGACUAAAAGUACAUCCGAAGAGACAACGAUGCCUCCGAGGCCUUUCUCGUACCUCACAGGAAGAAUGCUUCCAACUUCCAAUGAGGAGAUUGAGGAUGGGGGUAUGCAGUACAUUGAGUACCACAGCAAGGGGAAGGUCAAAGUAAUGGAGGUACCCCUCUGUCCAACAAAACUGUCUUCCAAACCAGUUCAGGAAGAACUAAGCAUUUGGCAGCUCAUAGCAAGCCGCUUCAGGAGGAAAGAGCAGCCAUGCAGUGGCAAAUGUGAAAGCCAGCUGUCCCAGAGCACAGACACUGGCCAGUAUCCCCAGGAUGGGAAUAAUAAGUCACAGCCAGUCUCCAUAGCGACUCUAGCAGGCAUUGACUCCCACAAAGGUCAAGACUCUUUCGUCAACAGCCAGGAAUGGACAUUGAGUCGGUCGGUGCCAGAGCUGAAAGUGGGCAUUGUGGGAAAUCUGUCCAGUGGGAAGUCAGCCUUGGUCCACCGGUACUUGACAGGCACAUAUGUGCAGGAGGAGUCUCCUGAAGGUGGAAGGUUCAAGAAAGAAAUAGUGGUGGACGGACAGAGCUACCUGCUCCUGAUCAGAGAUGAAGGAGGGCCUCCAGAACUGCAGUUUGCUGCCUGGGUUGAUGCAGUGGUUUUCGUCUUUAGCCUGGAGGAUGAGAUCAGCUUCCAGACAGUCUACAAUUACUUCUUGCGCCUAGCCAGCUACAGGAACACAGCUGAGGUCCCCAUGGUCCUCGUGGGAACACAAGAUGCAAUCAGUGCCGCCAACCCCAGAGUGAUCGAUGACUCGCGGGCCAGAAAGCUGUCAAACGACCUAAAGCGCUGCACGUAUUAUGAGACCUGCUCCACCUACGGCCUGAAUGUGGAGAGAGUCUUCCAGGAUGUUGCCCAGAAGGUCGUGGCCAUGAGGAAAAAGCAGCAGCUCUCGAUCGGUCCGUGCAAAUCUCUCCCCAACUCUCCCAGCCACUCAUCAGUCCCCUCUGCAUCCAUCCCCUCUGUUCACAUUAACCAGGCGGCCAAUGGUGGGGGUGCGUUCAGCGACUACUCCUCCUCUGUUCCCUCCACCCCCAGCAUAAGUCAGCGGGAGAUGCGCAUCGAGACCAUCGCUGCCUCCAAUACGCCCACGCCCAUCCGCAAGCAGUCAAAGCGCCGCUCCAACAUUUUCACAUCUCGGAAAGCCAGUGAACAGGCAAAGAGCGUUGACAGUAAAACAGACAGCAUAGGCAGUGGGAGGGCCAUACCUAUCAAACAGGGAAUCCUUCUGAAGCGAAGUGGCAAAUCCCUCAACAAGGAGUGGAAAAAGAAAUAUGUCACGCUGUGUGAUAAUGGCGUCCUUACUUACCACCCCAGUUUACAUGACUACAUGCAGAACGUUCACGGGAAAGAGAUUGACUUGCUGAGGACAACAGUCAAGAUUCCCGGGAAGCGGCCCCCGAGAGCGGUGGCCACCGUGGCCCCGACUGCUAGUCCCAAAACCAACGGGCUGACCAAGGACCGCAGCACCUUGCAGCUGGGCAUCGGAAACACAGGCGCUCCCCACUCCAACAGCAGCACAUCCCUCCAGACGGGCGGCUCGGCGUUCGGCGGCAGCAAAGACGGCAUGCACCAGCGCUCCUUCUCCGUGUCCAGUGCCGACCAGUGGAAUGAAGCCAUCAACACCAGUACGAGCAGCGGAGCCCCCAAUGGAAUGAGCGAUCCUGCGACUUCCAGUGUGGGCAGCGCCACGAGCCCUAAACUUGAGCCACCUCCUUCGCCACACGCCAACCGCAAGAAACACAGACGGAAAAAGAGCACGGGCAUCACAAAGCCAGACGGCUUAUCUGCAGGCAAUGAAGAGCAAGAGGAGAACUUUGAGUUCAUCAUUGUGUCGCUGACCGGCCAGACGUGGAACUUUGAGGCGUCCACAUACGAGGAGCGGGAGCUGUGGGUCCAAGCCAUCGAGAGCCAGAUCUUUGCCAGCCUGCAGUCGUGUGAGAGCAUAAAGAACAAGUCUCGGUUAGGCAGCCAAAGUGAUGCGAUGGCCAUUCAGUCCAUACGGAAUGUGAGGGGGAACAGCUUCUGUGUGGACUGUGAUGCACCUAACCCAGACUGGGCCAGUCUGAACCUGGGCGCCUUGAUGUGCAUCGAGUGCUCGGGCAUCCACAGAAACCUUGGCACCCACCUGUCCCGCGUCCGCUCCCUGGACCUGGACGAUUGGCCGGUGGAGCUCAGCAUGGUGAUGACGGCCAUCGGUAACGCGAUGGCCAACAGCGUGUGGGAGGGCGCGCUUGAGAACUACACCAAGCCGGGGAGCGACAGCACCAGGGAGGAGAAGGAGCGCUGGAUCCGAGCCAAGUACGAGCAGAAGCUGUUCGUGGUGGGACUGCCCCAGUCGGACGUGCCCCUGGGGCAGCAGCUGCUGCGGGCGGUGGUGGAGGACGACCUGAGGCUGGUGGUGGUGCUGCUGGCCCACGGCACCAAGGAGGAGGUUAACGAGACCUACGGGGACGGAGACGGACGCACAGCUCUGCACCUCUCCUGCGCGAUGGCCAACGUGGUCAUCACACAGCUCCUCAUCUGGUACGGCGUGGACGUGAAGAGUCGAGAUGCUCGUGGCCAGACCCCGCUGUCCUACGCUCGGCGGGCCGGCAGCCAGGAAUGCGCGGACAUCUUACUUCAGCACGGUUGCCCCAACGACACAGGCAGCCUGACGUCCGUGGCCACGCCCAACAUGGGCCGCCGCAAUCCCAAUCCCAACAUCAACAACAACAACGCCCAGUGCGAGCUCAACCGCAGCAUCAGCAUCAUGUAGGAGAGAGCAGACGAAUGCGCAAAACCCCCGAGCCCACCCACCCCACCCCGCCUCUUCCCAGUACUUCCUCCUCUGUUUCACACUGUGUAACCCAGAAUCGGUACCAGCGGAGAGAUAUCAGGAGGGAUGGACACAUUGUUGAAAAUUCCACUACGCCCGAAAGAAGAAGAAGUGGGUGUUUGGGGGUUCGGACAUUGUACAGUGUUUUAUAUUAUUAUUUGUUUCUUGUUUUGUUUGUUGAAUUCAUUCAAUCUUGGUCUGAAAUGAUCAUGAUCAGCUUUAAGCUUUUUUUUGUUUUUUUAUUUUUUUUUGUGUUUUUGUUUUUUAAGCGUCAACCAAACAAAUGACUUACUUUGGCAUUCAUACCUACCCUACGAAAAGCAUUUCCUUAAUGCUUGAACAUUUCCUUUUAUGUCUUCCCUCCUCCGCGACGCGAGCUGAUUUUGUAAUGAACGCGAAUGAGAAACUUCCCCCAAAUUUUCCAAGCCGAGGCAUAAUAACAUAAAACUGUGAGGAAUAGUUUUACAAGUGACAAAACAAUGAUGUGGGAAAGAAACUAAAUCUUCCAUGAUAUCAGUGGCUGUUAGAGCUUUAGUAAUGAUGCAUGUCUCCAACACAGCUAUCAAACUCUUGACAUAUUAUUCAUAUACAAAGGCAAAGCAAUUAUGGUUGAAGAGUCCAAAUGAUUUAGAUACUUAAUUCACAGGAAAAUGGGUUUGGAUCAUCAUAAAGGAGUUGAUUGCACGAUUCCUUUUUUUCGGGUGAAAGUGAGUCAUUUCCUUUUUGCCACCCUUAUCGUGAUCCUCCAGUAAAAGUGUCCAUGACUAUAACGGAAUUAAGCGGCUUAAUGUUUUACGACCACUGAGCCACAUGGUUUUGUGAGCGUGCCUCUUCAAUCAGAAUUCAUUCAGAUUCAAAGGUUUUGAUUGAAACAGGGAAAUUGUACCAUUAUGAUGUCUUUGUUGGAGUAAUCCUCCGAUUGACCAGAUUGUCUUGAUAAUUGUUUGACCCAGAUUUCACACAAUUUUUAAAACCCACGAGCGUACUGGAAUAUAUCUCUUCACCCUCCUGUGGCCAAAAGCUGUACAAUUGGUACCCUUGAGAGUAUUUUUCCUCUUUUGUUGCUGUGAAAUACAAAUAUGGUGCUGUGAGUAUGUGUGUGUGUGCGUGUGCAUCCAUACAUAACUGUGUGCUUUGUACGUCUUCGUCUUUAACCGUGUGCAGCAGCAGAGAGCGACUGGGCAUUUCUGUUCAUUCACAAUGGAGAAAGGACACUGGAGAGAAGACACACCUUCAGUGAAUAUUUUGGGACGUAACUGUGUUUCAAUGUACAGACAUCUGUAAAAAACAAAAACAAAGUAGUUCUUGUUCCUUCACCUCGUUCCUUAUAAGAACUGAUUCUGACUUUUAGGGUUUAAAAAAAACAAACAACCUUUUCCUUGAACCUCCCCCAUCCUGAGAACCUGUCAGUCUAAAAGCAGGGCGUUAACAGAAUACGUUCAAGUGAGCGCGACAUUUAGGGAUUAAGAUGAGCGAGGCAGCUCAUUAGAGGGAACAUUGUUGGUUUCGACUCUCUUUGCAUUAACACAAAUGUACAGUAUUCCUCAGACGUGAUAAGCCAAUGCAUUCAUAGUAAGAGGGACUUGGUCAAGAAGUGAAUUCAGGUGGAGUUGGCACAAUGUCUACAGUGUUUUAUCCCUUUUACUCAACUGCCAUUUUUAAAGAUUUUAAAGCGUUUUUAUUUUUUAUGAGUUUACAAAGGCAGGAUGUAUAUGUUUACAGAGCAAGUUUUCAACUUGGUACCUUAUAUCUUCAUGAUUCUGUUGUUGCUUUACAGUAUUCCUGUCGUCAGAGCCCACAGCAAAAGAAUAUGUGGUCGAAAGAGGAUGUUUGUGAAUCCAGGAGAUGAGAUAGUGAUAUUGUGAGGGAGUAGUUUGACAUUUUUGGAAAUAUUUGCUUUCUUGAUCGGAGGUUUUGAUCAUAUGAACGAUACCACUCUCAUCUCUGAGUGUUUAGGAGAGAGCAGGAGACAGGGAGUGAUAAGCUUAGCCUAGCUAACAGCUAAGUUAUUAUUUUUAGAUUUAUGUUUUUCUGUAAAUUAAACAACAGCAUAUAAUUUAUAACACUAGGGAUCUUUCAAAUCAAAAUUAAAAGGACACAAUUGUGUUAAAAGUUUUAUUCACCGUACAUUUAGCCGACUCCCGUCCUCAUUCUCAGACUCUCUUAUACCAACAGGCAAAUGAAACACUUUUAACUUGAACACUUUUAAGUCUUGAAGUUUGUUGGAAACAUUUGAGAUAAUGUAAGUACUCAACUCAACACAAUAUACAUCAAAAGUGGAGUUGUUUUUUUUCACAUUUGAAUCCAUAAAUGUUACAUCUUUAUGAUUAGCCUAUCUGAGCAGUUAGCUUGGUGUGGAAAUGUUACAUAUUAUGUAUUUAAACCUCCAUUUUAUUGAUAUUCAGGCCAUUUUAGAGGACUGACAUAUCAUCACUUUUUAAGUUAGUAAAGAGGGCAUGUUGGAAAAAUUAAGGACAAAAGGUUGAGCUUGUUUUUUCAGAAGUUUUAAUUUGGAAAUGUCAUGCACAUAUCAUAUCUUUACAUAUGGAGCUGGAGCCAGGAGGUGAUUGACGUAUCCUAGCAAAUCGUUCGAUUAGUUAGCAGAAAGGUUUACUAGCUAACUCCCUCUUAAAAACACAAAUAUUCAUUUUUACACUUCUGUUUUUGUAUGAAUCAAACAAACAGGAUAUAUUAUGUUAAUUUACUAUCUAAUUUCGGCAAAACCACACUGCCAUUGCUAACAUUAUAUCAUGGCAACUAGGAUGGGUUGGCACAUUUCCGCUAGCUAACCCUGUCUCUUUAAACUUUGCACACAGGUGUGAGAGUCGUAUCAAUCUUCCUAUCUAACACUCAGCAAGAAAGCAAAUGUACAGUUUUUCUCAAAAUGUCAAACAAUUUCUACAAAGACAUCCCAGAACCGGCCAAAAAUUCAACCAGAUACCUUCAAAGUUACGUGUACUGUACCCUGGUACUGGCCUUAUUUUCCGAUUUCUACUUGACUUCUGCAACUUAUUUCAAUAAGUCCACUUCAGUGUCCGAGAGGAGUUUUGAUGUGUAUAGUGACUACCUGAACCCUCAUUGACAUUCUGUAGAUGCUGAAGAAGCGCAACACUAGAGAGCCUGCCUGUCUUAUCUCCCCAAACACAACGUAAAGUGUACAUAUUAGCUUAAUGCUUUUAUCUGAAGACAAGCUCCUCCUCCUAGAGAAACAUACUAAACCGGUUUUAGGUCAACAGUCCCCUUGACCCACGAACCAUAUUUUGAUAUGUUGUUUUUUUGUUUUUUUGUUUGUUUCUCUUUAGGCAUAUUUUUAAGGUACUUCCAUUUGGUCUUCGACAUUAACCGACCAUCUUUGGUACUUGUGUAUAAUGAUGUACAUUUGACAUAUUUAUAAUGCAGUAUGUAAAUAUCUUUUUUGUUUUGUUUUUUUGUUCUUUUUUUUGUUCCAAGUUAAUUUUCCUAUUGUAAUUCCUUUUACGUUCAGAACGUGAAACAAAGCAAAAGCUAAAGAGUAACAUGUUGUAUGCUUGGAUGCUUGGCUGACUGUUGACCUAUUAAUAAACACUCAAAUAAAACGAUGUAGCCUUCCCUGAAUUUAGGGGAAAUCGA
Acanthopagrus latus (yellowfin seabream) is the source of this 7864-nucleotide messenger RNA. RefSeq names its product ArfGAP with GTPase domain, ankyrin repeat and PH domain 3 (gene agap3). The transcript is spliced from 18 exons. Lineage: Eukaryota; Metazoa; Chordata; Actinopteri; Spariformes; Sparidae. Gene Ontology annotation, cellular component: nucleus. The record is from RefSeq and is a predicted model, not a curated record. Gene Ontology annotation, molecular function: protein binding; GTPase activity; GTPase activator activity. The coding region runs from base 116 to 4195 and encodes 1359 amino acids.